Penaeus indicus is the source of this 537-nucleotide messenger RNA. RefSeq names its product cilia- and flagella-associated protein 251-like. The transcript has 3 exons. Lineage: Eukaryota; Metazoa; Arthropoda; Malacostraca; Decapoda; Penaeidae. The annotation marks the transcript as partial. The record is from RefSeq and is a predicted model, not a curated record.
GUAGAAGAAGAAGAAGAAGGAGAAAGAAGCGGAGAAGAAAGGGGACAACCGGAAGCCAGCCUUGCAACACGCUCAACAUACCUGCAAGAGAAGGAAAAGACGAAAUUAGUGUCAGGCGGAAAGUUGCACGAUCUACAAACGGAAGAUAAAAUUGAGUUACAUUGUCUAGGAAAGAAGGAGGAGGAGGAGGAGGAGGAGGAAGAGGAGGAGGAGGAGGAGAUGGAGAAAGAGAUGGAGAUGGAGAUGAAGGGAAAGGGGAAGGGGAAGGGGAAGGAGGAGAAGGAGAAGAAGAAGAAGAAGAAGAAGAAGAAGAAGAAGAAGAAGAAGAAGAAGAAGAAGAAAAAGAAGAAGAAGAAGAAGAAGAGGAGGAGGAAGAAGAAAAAGAGAAAGAGAAAAAGUGCCACAAUAAGGAAAGUGCCACAGGGAGGAAAGCGCCACAGAAAGGGAAGUGUCACAGGGAUGACAGUGCCACAGAGAGGGAAAUGCCACAGAGAAGAGAGUGCCACAACGAGGAAAGUACCACAGAGAGGAGAGUGA